UUCCUGCACCACUGCUGUUAAGAUGAGAGCCUCACCGUGUCUCCUCCUCCUGCUCCUUGCUGGGGCAUGGGCCCAGUGCCCAGUCCCCGCUGACCUCAAGAACCCGGACGGCACCAAGAUCUGCGCCCAGCUCUACACGGACGACAGCCCCUACUACGACCAGUGCUGUGGUGGGGUCGUUGCUGUGGUUCAGCCCAAUGAAGAUCAGCCCUACAUGCCAUCGACUUUGAACAACAAGGUCUCUUCGCUGGUGGUGGGCCAACGCUGCGAACUCACGGUGUGGUCCUCAAAGGCCAAAGGAGGAAAGACCCGCAAGUUUAAAGCCGCGGCGUUCCCUCGGCUCCAAGAAUACAGGAAGGGGCUGUUUGGGAACUGGGAUAACUCCAUCUCUGCCUACUACUGCAAGUGCACCUGAGAAGGCCAAUCCAGAGAUGAGUGAGGCACGAGGGACGCCUGCUGCAUCCGUCCAUGGCAACAUGACCUCGUCACCACCGCACCACCUGAUCGCCUGUUCCAGCUAAGGAGGCAUCAUCCCCCAUUGCCUCCUCCAUGAAGUCACCGCUUUGCCACAGCAGAUCCUGGGCUACCUGCUUCCCAGAAUCCCAACUUCCUCUCAUGCGCCACAGCAAACUCCGGCAUCCUGGAAGAUCUCAUUGUCCAAGCAGAAUGCAGUACACCAGCAGCCAUCCCUGCUAUGGCAAAGAAUCCAUCCGGGCCGCCUGCGAACCCGAGCACGGCGGUGCCACGCAAAAGCCAGACAUCAACAAGUGACUUUAUUCUCCCCACUUGCAAUGACAAUGGGAAAUGAAUAUGCUCCAUCUGAAGGCAGCCUCUCCCCCAAUCCUGAAGGCCUGCAGGUUUGUCACCUUGCUUGAAAGAUUUGUUCCCUCUGAUGUUUUAAGAUCUUCCACGUCCCGCUUUGUUCUCAGCGUUUUUAAGACAGGCAUUCCAUCUUCAAAGCCGUUCCCUCUCCUCGUUGCUUCCCUGAGAUCCACUUUGCGGCAAAAUGUUCCCUCCGUCUCAUCUCGGCUGUUAUUGUCGUGCCUUGCCAUGAUAAACGUAAUUAAAAGCAAAGGAACACGA
Elgaria multicarinata webbii is the source of this 1083-nucleotide messenger RNA. It is a transcript of the gene SYCN, whose product is annotated as syncollin. The transcript has a single exon. Bases 23 to 415 code for a protein of 130 amino acids. Gene Ontology annotation, biological process: exocytosis. Gene Ontology annotation, cellular component: secretory granule membrane. Lineage: Eukaryota; Metazoa; Chordata; Lepidosauria; Squamata; Anguidae. The record is from RefSeq and is a predicted model, not a curated record.